AUCCAACAAAGUGACGAAGACGACGACGACGGCUGCGACUUCGUAGGUGCUAAGGGCAUAAGCGCGCGCCGAGAGAGCAGUAGAUGCAAGCCAGACAUGAGAAAGGUGCUGCUGCUGCCCGAAGGAUAUCGUCGGUCUAGUAGCGCAGAACGUCAGCAUAACAGUUUUCGUGCGCGAUCGUGAUUGAUGUUCGUUCGACUCGGCGGCCCCCAUUGAUUUGCCGUGUUUUGUGGAAAGUGUUACUUUAGAGCCGUCGCAUAUUUUGGUUUUGGAUGGUGUGGGGGUUUACGGUUUAUGUGAGAUCGACCUCAAAACUUGGGAAGGAUUUAGAGGAUUGUACACCCUGGAUCCUGGAGUGUGGAUUCAGUUUGAGAAUUCCGGCGCCGUUGGUGAUCGAUCUCGAGAGGACCGUGUGUACCGGCGGUGUCCUUGAAGGAUAGUGAUGAUCAAGUUAGUGAACGGAGGAAAAUGAUCGAUCCAGUGAUAGCCGCGUCUGACAGUGUUAGGAAAUAGGGUGAGGAUUCUUGCCGAAAACGAAAGUUGGUGAUCGAAAGAGUUGACAGAGGUGAUUAGAGCUUGUUAGGUUUGAAGUGAUAACGAAGUAACCGGAAGAUAUAAGUAACGCUGAAACGGAAGAGGAAGGACGAUGGAACUGGUGUCGAUAGUGUUGGUUUGCCUGAUGGCGGUCAGUGCGAACGGUGAGGUGGAGAGCAAAAGCAAACCCGGACGAGGACGGGGGUCCAUGUGGUGGGGAAUCGCCAAGGCCGGAGAACCGAACAACAUUUCGCCGCUGGCGAACGGCAUGAUCUACAUGGACCCGGCGAUCCACGCUACCCUGAGGCGGAAACAGCGGCGGUUGGCGAGGGAGAAUCCCGGCGUGCUGGCGGCCAUUGCCAAGGGCGCCAACAUGGCCAUCAACGAGUGCCAGCAUCAGUUUCGCAACCGGAGGUGGAACUGCUCGACGAGAAACUUCCUGCGAGGGAAGAAUCUUUUUGGGAAGAUCGUUGAACGAGGUUGCCGGGAGACGGCCUUCAUCUACGCGAUCACCAGCGCCGCCGUAACGCACAGUAUAGCCCGGGCGUGCAGCGAAGGAUCCAUUGAGUCCUGCACGUGUGACUACUCGCACCAGAGCAGGGCACCGCAGGCCAGCACCAUGGGUGCGGUGGCUGGCGUGAGGGACUGGGAGUGGGGCGGAUGCAGCGACAACAUCGGGUUCGGGUUCAAGUUCUCGCGGGAAUUUGUGGACACCGGGGAGCGAGGGCGAACGCUUCGAGAGAAGAUGAACCUGCACAACAACGAAGCGGGACGAGCGCACGUUCAGUCCGAGAUGCGCCAGGAGUGCAAGUGCCACGGGAUGUCCGGCUCGUGCACGGUCAAAACCUGCUGGAUGCGGUUGCCGAGCUUCCGAGUGGUGGGCGAUCUGCUGAAGGAUCGCUUCGAUGGCGCCUCCCGGGUCAUGGUGAGCAACAGCCUGCGGACCAGCGUCAACGAGGCGACGCUCUCGAACCGGGCCAACCCGAAUGGGCUCAAGGCGCAGAAUCAGAUCGGCGGCAGCAGUCCCGGGGGACCCAACAGCGUUUCGAGCAAUUCGAUCCACGCCCGGAGUCACCAGCAGAAGAAGAUCAAUCGGUACAACUUCCAGCUGAAGCCGCAUAAUCCGGACCACAAACCGCCCGGUACGAAAGACCUGGUAUAUCUGGAACCGUCGCCGGGGUUCUGCGAUCGGAACCCUCGGCUGGGCAUUCAGGGAACGCACGGCCGCCAGUGCAACGACACCUCGAUAGGGGUCGACGGGUGUGAUCUGAUGUGCUGUGGCCGAGGCUACCGGACGCAGGAGGUCAUCGUGGUGGAAAGGUGCGCCUGUACUUUCCACUGGUGCUGCGAGGUAAAGUGUAAGCUGUGCCGAACCAAGAAGAUUAUUCACACAUGUCUGUGAGGGGACGGCGAAGGAGAACGAAGAACGAAAAAAAACGUCGACGAAAGCUCUUUUUUCGCGUCCACGUUUGUCCGUCGGCGUGGCGUUGAUCUCUGAAUCAUAAUCUUGAGACCUGGGUUGACCGAAAAGGGGUGGCGUGGGAGAGGCGGCAGUGGUGGUGGGAGGUCAGUCGCGCGACCGCCUCAGUCCAGUUUCCAGUCACAUCGCGGCGGUGGGAACCGAAGCACACACGAGAAAAACGAGAACAUCUCCUUAUCUUAAAUAUUCGACUUUUGUUUUAAGUUAUAAUGGAUGACAUUUUAGGCCUCCUUGCGAGAGCGUUCGUCUGUAGUUUUUUCUUGUGAGGAAUUCCUGCCCUCCUCUUGGGAGUAGCUGAAAAAGUUUAAGAUAAAAACCGAGCCCAGAUUAAGAUUCUGAAAUCAAUCCACGGAGGUGACCAGGCGGACAGACAAAGAAGAAAUUGUAAAUAUUUCCGCUUCUUUUUUUAUAAAUAUAUUAUUUAAUUAACUAAAUUGACAACCAAAAAUAUUAUAUAUUUUCGCUUGGUACUUAAUUCUUUGGUUAUUUUUUGUGUUCGCAAGAGAAAAAUAAUGCUAAGAAGAAGGUCUCCCCUUGCCCGUUUUGAACCUGUUUCCCCGUCUGUGGAAGUGUAUCAUAUACCUAAGUAUUUAUUUACUCGAAAAGCAGCUAGAUGUGGUGAAGCAACAGAUUACAAAAGAAAGCGAAAAACUGUUUCAGUAUUAAAUGUCUAUUUAAUCUUUUGAUUAACUGUAGCGACUAAGAUGAACCUGAAAACGCAUUGACCUUGUAGCUUUGUAAGCGAAAACGAGAUCCCAGUUAUUAUAACGCAUUGUAAGAUUGUUUUGUUUAGGAUAAGAAUUGUACAGAACGAGAAAGAGCAACGAAUUUUACUAAGUUAUGCAAAUUAAUAUUUUUUUAUGUUUUAGAGUAUAGUGGAACGAAAAAAGUAACAGACUAACAAUCAAACGAAAGACUGAUAGAAAUUAAAACAAUUUUGCCUCGAGAGAAAGCGAGAAAGAACGAUAGCUUUGUUUUCAAAAUUUACAGCUGUUUAGUAGAAAUAUCAGUGCAGGCACUAAUUUUGCAGAAAAUAACUAUUCUAGGAUCGGAUUUGAGAACGUGCGUUUUUGUUGAAGAGCUGAUUUUCGGCUGCUGAUCGUAAGUCUGUUGAGGUAAGUGAUCUCGCUAGAAUCAGUUUCUGUUGGAGGUAAAGCUUUCGAACGAAUCUUGUGGGCGAUAAGUUUGACAACCACUUUGAUUCGUGAUCCCGAUUUUCUAUCUCAUUCGCACAUUAAACGCAUCAGGUUGAAUUCAAUCAGUAUUCAUCACUUAUCAUCUCGAUGACGCUAUCCUUUUUUGGAUCCAUAUACCAUCCCAGGUUCUAGAGGACGGCUACUGUUGAAUUUCUCCUCAAACGGAUCACGAUCAAAGUCCUUGAACUCUUUGCCCACAACUUUUUCAACAUCGAAACAUUGAACUUCCCUCGAACUUGGUUCAAACGAGAUCAUUAAUCUCACUCUUAUGAAACGAUUUCCGAAAAUUCCUCCCUUCAACAAAAACUCCCGUUUUCGAAUCCUCUAAAACGUAACCAACUUUCCCAGUUUCAUCAUACUGUGACGGACAGAAUCACUGUUUAUUGUUUAUAUCGAUUAAGGUUAUCUUCUUCAAGUGUUUGUCCCUUAACGCCCCUUAACAGAAAGAUCAAAAUAGAACAAUCUAAUCAAAAGCCCCCUCCAACAUUGUAAAUAUAGUCGCCAUAAGUGAGCUCUAAACCCCCCCUUAAGUGCUUGAUUGGUCUCGAUCUAACUAGUAACUUAUUAACUCCUCUCUCGAUUGGAUCAGUGCCCAUAGAAACAAACGUAAGAGAAGUCCCCCUCUGCCUUCGACUGUACAUAUAGGAAGCAAAGAACACAGCAGAAGCUCUUGCAGCGUCGUACACAAGUGAUAGUAAUGUUUCAAAGAACACUCUCGGUUUUAACUACUUAACUCUAGAGAUGACAAAAGAAAUGUGUUGCUCUUCGUCUUUAGCAGCGCGAAACGCAACAAAUAUAGGCUCCCUACUUAGU
Aedes aegypti (yellow fever mosquito) is the source of this 4023-nucleotide messenger RNA. RefSeq names its product protein Wnt-1 (gene wg). The coding region runs from base 647 to 1936 and encodes 429 amino acids. Gene Ontology annotation, molecular function: frizzled binding; cytokine activity. NCBI's taxonomy places the organism in Eukaryota, Metazoa, Arthropoda, Insecta, Diptera, Culicidae. Gene Ontology annotation, biological process: cell fate commitment; canonical Wnt signaling pathway; neuron differentiation. The transcript has 5 exons. Gene Ontology annotation, cellular component: extracellular region. The record is from RefSeq and is a predicted model, not a curated record.